Messenger RNA from Arachis stenosperma, 492 nucleotides. RefSeq lists its product as uncharacterized. Lineage: Eukaryota; Viridiplantae; Streptophyta; Magnoliopsida; Fabales; Fabaceae. The record is from RefSeq and is a predicted model, not a curated record. Bases 1 to 492 code for a protein of 163 amino acids. The transcript has a single exon.
AUGAGCCCCUUUCGGUUGGUCUAUGGAAAAGCUUGCCACCUAUCGGUGGAGAUAGAGCAUAAGGCGUAUUGGGCCGUCAAAGAGUGUAACUCAAGUUUGGGAGGGGCCGGAAUUGAAAGAAAGCUACAGUUAGUGGAAUUGGAGUGUUUGAUGUUAGAAGCCUAUGAGAACUCUAGACUCUACAAGGAGAAGAUGAAAGCCAUGCAUGAUAAGAACAUAAAAAGAAGAGAAUUUAGAGACGGCGAACUAAUCCUUCUCUACAGUUCAAGAUUGAGGUUGUUGCCCGGAAAGCUAAGGUUAAGAUGGGAAGGACCUUAUCGAGUAGAAAAGGCGGAGCCGUAUGGCGUCUAUCACUUGUGUCAUCCUUCGAGCCCCGAUAUCUUCAAGGUUAAUGGGCAUCAUCUAAAGUUGUAUCAUAGAGAAAAGAUGAAAAGCAACAAGGAGAUUGAGGUGUUCCUAUUGAAAGAUGCACUUAAUGGAAAAGAGAAUUGA